Hydractinia symbiolongicarpus is the source of this 837-nucleotide messenger RNA. Its product is annotated as tigger transposable element-derived protein 6-like. NCBI's taxonomy places the organism in Eukaryota, Metazoa, Cnidaria, Hydrozoa, Anthoathecata, Hydractiniidae. Bases 1 to 837 code for a protein of 278 amino acids. The record is from RefSeq and is a predicted model, not a curated record. Gene Ontology annotation, cellular component: nucleus. Gene Ontology annotation, molecular function: DNA binding. The transcript has 3 exons.
AUGGAUGAAUCUGGCUGUUUUUUUAAAGCCUUACCAGAUAAAGGAUUAGUCUCAAAAGGAAAACAAGCAAAGGGUGGCAAAAAAUCGAAACAAAGAUUAACUGUCGCUUUUUUUGUCAAUGCAGCUGGCGAAAGAUCUUGGAUGACAUCGGAUGUCAUGGGAACCGUAUUGACACGUUUUAACAGAAAGGUAGUACUCGAAGAUAGAAAAGUGAUCCUUUUUCUCGACAAUGCUCCCUGUCAUCCAGAAUCCAUUAUUGGCCAAUUCUCGCAGAUCAAGAUCGUCUUUUUACUGAAAAAUACAACUUCGAGGUUGCAACCACUAGAUGCAGGCAUCAUUCAAAAUUUCAAGGUCAAAUAUAGAAAAAGACUUGUUAAAUACGUAUUGGCAAGAAUCCAGGAGAACACAUCAGCAACUAAGAUUGUCAAGGCUAUCAACGUGCUUGUUGCUAUUCGCUGGAUACAAGAUGCGUGGAAAGAAGUAUCCAGCUCGACAAUCAAAAAUUGUUUUCAGAAAUGUGGCAUCAAAAGAGAUAGCGAGGAGAUAGAAGAAAAUGACGGAGAUGAUGAUUUGGAGUUUGAGGCACUUAAAUCGAUUGGCGACAGAAGGUCAGAGAUUUCUGAGGACGACCAAGAUGACGAGGAUAAUGACGACUAUGGGCCAGAACAAGAAGAGCAGAUGAGCUGCAAAGAAAUCAUCACAACGUUGGACAAAAUGCGCCGUUGUACCGUCUUCGAUGAAGAAAGUCAAAAAAUGCUGACGGCAGUUACAAAAAAGAUUGAGAAUCUACAAAUUAAAUGCAAGAAGCAAGCCUCUAUCAAAGACUUUUUCAUGUAA